This is a messenger RNA of Cooperia oncophora, 258 nucleotides long. The record is from the annotation of a GenBank genome assembly. Lineage: Eukaryota; Metazoa; Nematoda; Chromadorea; Rhabditida; Trichostrongylidae.
AUGGUUCGAUUGUACAUUGUACCAGAUGUGCCCACUGAUUUCCCGUUUGCACCACAGACUCGGAAUGAGAUCAGGAAAAUACAAUGGUUCAACGUGUGGGAUCUUCCCACUGACCGGAAUGAUCAAUUCCAUAAAUUGGGAAUCCUGUCCAAUCAUAAUUUCUACACUGUUAUGCCAUUUGUGCAAGAUCUACAAAAAUAUAUUGUGCGAGAGCAAGAGAGGAGAGCACUUGCUGUACGUUCUGUUGUUUUCUGCUAA